CGGUGUUUGACGCGUAUAGGUAUUGUACCGAAAAUUGACUUUUGUGUUUUCAGCUUUGUGUUUGUAAAUGUACUUAUUUGUAACGUUGUAAGUUGUCUGAAGUUUUAAAAAAUUGAUUUUAUCAAUAAAAAUCUUCAAGCUGUCCUAAUUAGGCGGGCAGAAUGUUAAAAUUCAUACGAGGCAAGGGGCAACAACCCUCUGCUGAACGGCAGAAGCUUCAGAAUGAGUUGUUCGCUUUCCGUAAGACAGUACAACACGGCUUUCCACAUAGAGCGUCAGCACUAGCAUGGGAUCCGCUACUCAGGCUGUCGGCUAUCGGAACAGCCACGGGCGCCCUAAAGGUCUAUGGACGACCUGGGGUCGAGCUGUACGGACAACACACAAACCCAGACGCGGCGGUCACGCAAAUACAUUUUAUACCCGGAACCGGCCGUUUAAUAUCACUAUGCGACGACAACAGCCUACACCUAUGGGAAAUAAAUGAGAAGUCACUAGUGGAGUUAAAAAGUCAUGCUUUCGAAGGCAAGAAUAAGAAAAUAUCAGCGAUGUGUAUGGAGUCGUCGGGCAAGAAUUUGUUACUUGGUACUGAGGGAGGAAACAUUUACACCCUUGAUGCAGGCAGUUUUAGUAUGAGCGAAGAUGUCAUUUAUCAAGAUGUUGUUAUGCAGAACUGUCCAGAAGACUUCAAAGUAAAUCCUGGUGCCGUGGAAUCUGUUUGUGAACAUCCGAAAAUUCCGACCAAAAUCUUAAUUGGAUACAACAGGGGCUUAGUCGUUCUAUGGGAUAGACAGACAUCAACACCUACACAUACCUUUGUAUCCAAUCAGCAGUUGGAGAGCUUGUGUUGGAAUGACGAAGGCGAGCACUUCACAUCGUCCCAUAACGACGGUUCGUACGUAACGUGGGAGGUUGCGGGCGCGUCCAGCGAUCGUCCGCUCAAAGAGCCCGUGACGCCCUACGGGCCUUACCCUUGCAAGGCGAUUACGAAGAUACUCAAUAGAAAUAGUGUUCAUGGGGACGAGAUUAUUAUAUAUGCAGGUGGAAUGCCCCGAGCAUCGUAUUCAGAUAAAUACACCGUGACAGUACAACAAGGCGAGAAACAUGUCGCAUUUGACUUUACAAGUCGGGUGAUUGACUUCUUCACAACUACCUCGGUACCACCAGAUGGAACGCCCUUGCAAGAAGAUCGUCCACAGACUCCUACUCAGAUUCAAGUGCAAACUGUAAAUCAAGUCGCCGCUGCCUUGGUGGUCCUAGUGGAAGAAGAAUUAGUGGUGAUAGAUCUAUGCGAUGCAAAAUGGCGGCCAUUGCGUCUGCCCUAUCUCGUGUCGAUACACGCCAGUGCUAUCACAACCGCGUACCUUGUGGACAAUGUGGCUGAUACAGUUUACGAUAAUAUUGUUGCUGCCGGUGAGAAGCAAAUCGAGGAUGUAUACUCAGACAGUGCUUGGCCCAUAUCCGGUGGUGACGUGGAGCCAAGCGAAUCGGCCGACCGUCAAAUCCUCCUGACUGGCCACGAAGACGGCUCCAUUCGCUUCUGGGAUGUCAGCGGCGUGGUUAUGACGCCCUUGUACAAAUAUACCACAUCGCAUCUCUUUAGUGGUGAAGAAAUCGGCGAGAAUAAUGACAGUCAAAACGAAGAAGAAGAAUGGCCUCCCUUCAGACGCGUCGGCACUUUUGACCCAUACAGCGAUGACCCGCGACUCGCAGUUAAACGGGUAAUACUUUGCCCGUUAUCCGGUAUGCUGACAAUUGGUGGUGCAGCAGGACAUAUAGUGAUGGCCAGUUUGAAAAAUAGUCCUUCCACCGCUGAAGUAAAGUCAUUAUCUGUGAACAUAGUGUCAGAUCGCGAUGGCUUUGUAUGGAAGGGACACGAUCAACUCACAUUACGUUCGGGUGCGCUCACUUUCCCUCAAGGAUAUCAGGCAAGUGCUGUGGCCCAAAUAUCUCCUCCAGCGGCCAUAACAUCGUUGGCUGCGCAUUGGGAGUGGGGCGUAGUUUGUGCGGGCACCGCCCACGGUCUCGCCCUUAUCGAUGCGUUUACGUCUACGCCUCUAAUACAUAAGUGCACGCUGAAUCCACAUGACCACUCUGGAGCUGGUGAUACACCUAUAUCUAGAAGGAAAUCCUUCAAGAAAUCGUUGAGGGAAUCGUUUAGAAGACUUCGGAAAGGACGUUCACAAAGACGGCAGACGACUGCAGCUAGUCCCACAUCGCCAGCACAGCCCGCCAAGAAGGUUGUCGAAAAGAUAGCAGAGAACGACGAGGCCGUGAAGCCCAUUGAGCGUGCCGUUGAAGCGAGGUCUAAUGAUGACGCCUUUGGCUCUAUGGUUCGAUGUCUCUACUUCGCACGCACUUUCCUUAUUAACACACAACAUUCCGUACCAACACUAUGGGCGGGCACGAAUAACGGGACGGUAUACGCGUUCACCAUUAACGUACCCGGUGCAAAUAAACGGAAAGAAGAUCCUGUUACAUGUCAACUAGCGAAAGAAAUUCAAUUAAAACAUAGAGCUCCCGUGAUAAGUAUCACAGUACUUGAUGGCGCGAGUGUACCUUUACCUGAUCCGUUAGAAGUCGAAAGAGGUGUGGCCCCACUGCCCGAGAGCGGAACCCACCGAGUGCUGAUCGUAUCUGAAGAGCAGUUCAAAGUGUUCACUUUGCCGUCACUGAAGCCGCACAACAAAUACAAGCUCACAGCACACGAAGGAGCACGGGUCCGACGCACAUCAUUCGCUUGGUUUGAAUGCGCAAGCGGUUCCGAAAGACAUCGCGAGUGGUGCCUGAUGUGCCUCACCAAUUUGGGAGAUUGUCUGCUCCUCGCCACCGAUCUGAGGAGACAAGUUAACGCUGCCGCCGUCAGGAAGGAGGAUAUCAACGGUAUUUCAACUUUAUGUUUCUCGAAACGUGGCGAAGCUCUCUACUUGCAUUCAUCGUCGGAACUUCAGAGAAUAACUUUGUCAGCUACUAAGGUGACGAUAGCACAAUGCCACGUGGGCCUUUCACCUUGGGCAUUAGCUUUAAAGAGUGCGGCCGAAGAGACCCCACUCACUAAUGGAGAGCACAAGGAAGAAACAGCCGAAACGACUCACGACGUGACGGCAGCGUCAGCCGACAUCACUGUAGACUCAGUCAGGGAUCACACCCAACCCACCUCCGAAGUACCACCGGAACUGAAUAUCAAUUUGCAGAAUUCGCAAGUGAACACAAGUUCAAUGGUGGUUAAGACGACGACUCGAACGACUGUCAACGAAAACAAUGUUGAUGGCGCCACCACCACCACGAACACCACUUCAGAAAACAUCCUAGAGCACAGUCGCGAGGAAGGAGUCAUCACGCGCAUUGAGACGGGAACCGUGACGGUCCCAGCCGGAACAGACCCGAAGCUGAUCCUCGAAAUGUUUGACCGGCAAAGGUCCCCACUCGCCGUGCCCGUUCCGCCCGCCGCUACGCCCACCGAAUCCUAAAGCUAAAAAUUGACGAACCACCUUUCAAUGUAAUGUUGGACAUUCACGCGAGAAUAGAUGUUCAAAUCGAAUUAUAUUUUGGUCGACCGAUUAAUACAUACCUUAACGAUUGGAUCAAUUGUUUUUUACUUAUAUCCGAUAUGUUUUGGGGCAUGUGACUUUGAAUGUCCAAUGUCAGCUGUCAAGAAUAUUUGACCUGUCAAGGAUGUUUGAAAGCAUUGUAUGCGCUGUCAUUGUACAAUUAUGUUGUAUGUGACAACAUUUUUUAAUUACUAGCCCCAAUUUCAAUUUGUACUAAUAUAUCGUAUAGGAAUAAUUUAUUAUAUUUUGUAAAUUUUAUUCUUUCUUGUAAGCGUAUUUUAUAAGUAAUUAUUGCAUUUUAUAUUUACGUAAGAUUUAUAUUUUGCCCUUACAAUUUUAAUACGAAUGUUUGGCAAUUAUAUUAAGUUUGACAAUGUUGUAAUAUGCAGUACUUAAAUUGUACGACUUUUUGUAUUACUUAUAUUUUACCAUAAUUUUAGUACAAAAGUUUAAUGGCCAUAGCACUUGUACGAUUCAAGUGGAAAUUUUUCAUACAAUUAGUUUAGUUGCAAUAUUUUUUUAUGUACCAGCUUGCUUGAGUAUUAAAGUAAUUAUUUAAGUGACAACUAAGUUCUAUUUUCAAAAUAGAAAUUAAUUUAAGACCGCAUUUUAUUGAUAAUCAAUUUAUUUUUACCAAUUUUUAAUUCCUAAUUUUAGCUAAUCAAUUUAAAAUUGGCAGCUUUAUCAUUAAAGUUUUGAAUUUGAUGUAAAUAGUUACAUGAUUAUUGCAUUAUUUAAUUAUGGCAACACUUGAUUUUGUAUUUUACAUCACAAUGUUUUAAGGGAAUGAUUAUUGUUUUUAGUUUUAUAUUUUAUUUUAAUUAUAAGUUGUAUGUGCCUAAAUGCCUCUGAAAUUGGCAUUUUUCGUCCAGAAUGCUUCAGUUUUAUUAUUGUACAAUUAUCCUUGUGCUAUUGUAGUAUUUUUAAAUUUGAUACGAAACAUGCUCUUUGUAUCCAAUUCUAACACGAAAAUAAAACAUAAGAAAUAAAGA
Messenger RNA from Pieris brassicae (large cabbage white), 4540 nucleotides. RefSeq names its product lethal(2) giant larvae protein (gene l(2)gl). The coding region runs from base 162 to 3467 and encodes 1101 amino acids. Gene Ontology annotation, biological process: regulation of establishment or maintenance of cell polarity; regulation of Notch signaling pathway; cortical actin cytoskeleton organization. The transcript is spliced from 26 exons. The record is from RefSeq and is a predicted model, not a curated record. Gene Ontology annotation, cellular component: plasma membrane; cortical actin cytoskeleton; cytoplasm. NCBI's taxonomy places the organism in Eukaryota, Metazoa, Arthropoda, Insecta, Lepidoptera, Pieridae. Gene Ontology annotation, molecular function: GTPase activator activity; myosin II binding; syntaxin binding.